CUCAUCUUGAGAAUGCUCGAAUCGAUAAAGAUUCUGCUGCUCAUCUGCACUUUGGCGGCGUUUACAGCCAGGCUCACCGACGGCUCACCAUACCACGACAAGAAGGUCACCGACAAAUGUUGGAGAGAAUGUCGUGACUUUCCGAUAUUUACCGGAACUUGCAUGUAUAUUUGUACUUUAUUAGUAAGACCACAGGACUAGAUCACACGAUAUCCGAAAUUGAUGUGUUUUUUGCUAUUCUAUGCUUGCAUAAGAGUGUUGA
Cylicocyclus nassatus is the source of this 262-nucleotide messenger RNA. The record is from the annotation of a GenBank genome assembly. Lineage: Eukaryota; Metazoa; Nematoda; Chromadorea; Rhabditida; Strongylidae.